This is a messenger RNA of Ochlerotatus camptorhynchus, 1774 nucleotides long. Its product is annotated as facilitated trehalose transporter Tret1-like. Gene Ontology annotation, molecular function: transmembrane transporter activity. The transcript is spliced from 6 exons. Gene Ontology annotation, biological process: transmembrane transport. NCBI's taxonomy places the organism in Eukaryota, Metazoa, Arthropoda, Insecta, Diptera, Culicidae. Bases 263 to 1684 code for a protein of 473 amino acids. Gene Ontology annotation, cellular component: membrane. The record is from RefSeq and is a predicted model, not a curated record.
GCUCGCAGUGCUCUUCACAGUUGUUCAGCGGCGUUGGACGAAUACGGACGCGAGUGAAAGUGAAAUCGCGGGUUUUGCUCAAUAUUUCGAAAGGCGGUUUUUUCGUGACGUUGUAAAACUGGUUUAUUUAAUAUUUUUGUGAACACAUCUCCUAGCUGCGCACCGUUCCUGCCAUCGUUGCAUACUGUCGGUGCCAUAUCGACGAGCCGCUGUCAAGAAACAGCAUUUCCACCAGUGAUCCAGACACGUGCUCGAAAUUCAAAUGUUAUCCAAAGGAAUCAGGAAUCAGUAUUUUGCAACGAUAUGUGCAAACCUCGCCACACUCAUAUACGGUUUGUCCAUCGGCUGGCUGUCACCAAACUUGGAGCUGCUGUUGUCUCCCGCCACACCGCUCAGUUCCGGCCCGAUUAGUUCUUCCGAAGCCGGCUGGAUCGGCUCGAUCGGAACGGUAGGAUGUGUCAUCGCUGUACUCAUUUGCGGCUGGGUGGCCGAAAUCGCCGGCCGGAAGGCCGCACUAAUGCUCAUUGGCGUGACGCAGCUGGCCAGUUGGGUUAUCGUCAUCUUUGCCUCAAAUCUAAACAUGAUCUACACGUUUAGGAUUUUGGGUGGCUUUGCCGGCGGAGGUACAUUCUCCGUGAUACCUAUGUUUGUGUCGGAAAUCUCGGAGGAUAGAAUCCGCGGAAGCCUGGGGGCCGUUUUAUCCAUCACUUGCAAUAUUGGCAUACUGUUAGGUUUUAUCCUAUGUUACUAUUUAGAAUACCUUACAGUCACUUACAUCGCGUUAGCGUUCUGCAUUUUAUUCUCUGUUGGGUGUAUGUUCCUACCCGAAUCUCCGCAAUAUUUGUUUACCAAGGAAAAGAAAGAUAGAGCGAUAAGGUCCCUGCGUUUCUACCGAGGAGAAGCCGACAACGAGUCGUCGAAAUUUAUUUCGGAAGUUGCCAAAUUCAAAGAGGUCGGCAACGUCCCGAAAGAGUCAACCAGACGAGUGCAAUUACAUAUUAAAGAUUUAUUGAACAAAGCAACUUUGAAAGGCAUUUUAAUUUGUGUCAUAGUGAUGAUGUUCCAUCCGAUGUCCGGAUCGGUACCACUGAUCACCUUUACCGAUAGAAUCUUCCGCGACUCAGGUUCGGACCUUCCGCCGGCCACUUGCGCCAUGAUCGUCGCCGCCAUCCAACUGGUGGGAUCCUACGUGUCCUCGGUGACGGUGGACAAGGCAGGGCGAAAGGUGCUUCUCGUAACGUCUGCCUUUGGAUGUGCCUUUUGCUCCGCCACGAUGGGAACCUAUUCAUUCCUGAACACGAACGGGUUCGACCUGAGUUUCUUCAAAUGGAUCCCGGUGACCACCCUGUCCGGCCUGGUGUUCAUCACUGCCAUUGGCAUUGGUAUAGUUCCAUUCAUCAUCAUGCCGGAAAUCCUGGAGCCACGCGUGCGUGGCUUCGUCAUUACGUGGUGCUUGCUCGAGUUCCACGCAGUCGCAUUUUUAGUGGUAAAAUUUUUCCCUUCAAUCGUGGACAGAAUCGGCCUAUAUCCGGUCAUGUGGUUCUUCUCGUGCUGCUGCGUGUUGGCGGCCUUAUUUGUGAUAUUCUACGUGCCAGAGACUAAAGGUAAAAGUUUCGAAGAAAUCACGGAAUCGCUGGAUUCUGAGAAGAAAGCCGUACCAAAGCGAACCUCCAUGGAUGUUUAAAUGUGCUAUACCAAUCGAGUCAAACAAACAAAACGAAAACAGAUAAGUUACAACAAAAUGCUGUAAAAUAUACAAUAAAAAAACGGAAAC